Molecule: messenger RNA, 1587 nt
Organism: Penicillium brasilianum
Lineage: Eukaryota; Fungi; Ascomycota; Eurotiomycetes; Eurotiales; Aspergillaceae
Source: the annotation of a GenBank genome assembly
AUGGCCUCUCAGUCCUCAAUCAGCGGAGCUACCAUCCCCCAACUGUGGGAGGACUCCAUCAAAGAAUAUGAGAAAGCGACUGGCAAAAGUCUCCGACUGGGGAAAUUCAAAACAAUGGACGAAAUCAUGAGUGGUACUGAAGGCCUGUCGAGCAAGUUCAAGGACUUUCGCAGCGAUGAGUCCAAAGUGACGAAAGUUCGAACUGCGUUGAAAAACAACAUGUGGUUGAUUCAAAAGGUGGUUAAUACGGUUCAGAGCGUUGGCAACGCCGCAUCGGCAUUUCCACCAGCGAUGCCCGCCAAUUUGAUAUUUACGGCCUUUGGACAAGUGAUGCAGUCAUUCGCUGACGUAUCUGCCGACUACGACAAGGUUAUGGGCUUUUUCGAAUUUACCCACAGAUUUUUCGACAGGCUUUCUAUGAUCGAGCAGAAAAUGCCCGAUCUGCCUCCAUUUCAACGUUGCGUAAGCCGUGUAUUUUCGAGCAUACUCAAGAUUUGUGCGAUUUCACAACAAUACUGCGCAGAAAAACGGUUCAAGAAAUGGUUUGAUAACCUCAUGAAUGGAACCGAUGGAGAACUGGCUGGGGCCAGUGCGGAGUUAGAGGGGGCAAUCAACGAGAUGAGCGAAGCCGUUGGUCUUGCCACUCUACGGACCGUCGAGAUCCUUGAUGAGGUUGUCCAAAGCAUGAAUGGAAAUGUUGAGUUUCUUGUCUCCAAUGCCACCCUCAUCGAGGAGCGUACAGCAGCCAUAGAAACAAACACGAACACCAUUCUAGAGCAGAAUCAGAACAUCGCAUCCAGACAAGGGGAGAUGAGCGAAAUGCAACGAGAGACACUGGCACAGAUGAGGGAACAAUCUCGUAUGCUCAAUGGAGUCGUCCAGCUUUUUGGAUCUGUUCAAAUGGGGGAAGGCUUUAGCAAUUCAUUCAAGACCAGUCUCUUGAAGGUGGAUGUGAUUAGGUUGCGCCUCACUCGUUGGGGCCAGUCUGUUGGAUUGGCAAACUUCGCGGAUCUUGAAAGUCUCCAGCAGACAAAGCUCUCACCCGAAGACAUUCCUAGGGUUGAGGAGCUACUUGGCGGAAUUAUGGAUCAAUUUUCGGAUGCUGAGACAUACGCAAAACGGUUCAAGCGCAAAAGCCCCGGGACCUCGACAUUGGACCCCGCGAAGGAACUAGACACUGUCUCCGCGUCGCUCCACCAGCAAAUGAGCGAGGUUACCAAAAGAAGACAGGGUGAUGCUGAACAAGACGCAGCAGAUCACGUCGCUUUCUACGAAGAGAAGUACUUUGUGCGACUGAUCGAAGACACAAGCACACUAGUUGAUGAUUUAAUUGAGCUAUUCCCGGCGGUGCAAGCAGUUCAACGCAAGCUCUGUGAGGAAGAGGUAGCAGAGAUGAACAAGAUCAAAGACGCCCUUCCUUUACUCAAAGAAGUUGCUGCUGGGCAGGACAAGAUGCUCAGUGAUACUGUCGUGAAAGUCAUCGAGUCCAGUACUACCUACAACAACAGCGUUAUCUUUUCAGGAACCAAUUCGGGUUUUCAGAUAGGGAACAACAAAGGCAGAAUCAGCAAUGUGCGCUUUGGGUGA